AUGAAGUUACAACCCUAUGUGGGUGAUGUCGCUCGAAUGACACUAUCAUUGCCUAGACCAUGGGCAGUGCGCGCCGGUCAACGCAUCAACCUGGGUGUUCCUUCCGUAGGACUUUUUUAUCUUUUUCAGUCACACCCAUUUACUAUCACCUGGUGGGAGAGUGAUAUCAAUGGCCGGGCGGUUUCAAUCUCAAUUCUGCUUCGUCCCCGUUCCGGUUUCACAAAGAGACUCUUUGAUCGCAUUGAGCCAAACAGAGACUUCGGAGGUUGGAUUGAUGGCCCGUUUGGCCCGUCGUCUGUUAACUGGAGGUUAAACAGCAAAGUCGGCGACUAUGGACAUAUCUUUUUAGUUGCUACCGGUAUCGGUAUCGCAGCUCAGUUGCCAUAUAUUAAGGAGCUUCUCGAUGGCCAUGAAAAGGCCCAAAUAUGCACACAGAGGAUCUCGCUCGUCUGGCAGUUAGAUAGGGUUGGUGAUUACGAGAGUGCGCGAGACUUACUACAGGUCCUCGUUAGGCAAGAUAAUGGAUACGUUAGUACCCGCUUCUGUAUUAAGGAUGCCAUUUACUUACGCUAG
Molecule: messenger RNA, 573 nt
Organism: Penicillium soppii
Lineage: Eukaryota; Fungi; Ascomycota; Eurotiomycetes; Eurotiales; Aspergillaceae
Product: NADPH oxidase family protein
Exons: 1
Coding region: 1-573 (190 amino acids)
Biological process (GO): iron ion transport; copper ion import; intracellular iron ion homeostasis
Cellular component (GO): plasma membrane
Molecular function (GO): ferric-chelate reductase activity
Source: RefSeq, a predicted model, not a curated record